AUGUCAUAUGAAUGUAUGAAUAGAGGAAUCGAAGAGUCUGGGGAGUAUGUAGAAGACGAGCUGUCGGAAGGGAAAAUAGCCGAGCUAGGAAUCAAUGGAACAGUAACACUUGAGCAAAAUGAGGAGCUGACAGCACAUGCAACAGUACCGAACAAGGUGAGAACCAGGGCAAAUCUAUUUGCGGGCAACAGAUCUUCGGAAAAUGGUAUGGUACCAUCUUACUUUUCCCCAAAAAUUGUUGAUGGUAACAUUGUGGUUAAAGUUGACAAAGAAGAAAUAGAGGAACAGAAUAAGAUAUGGGAAUGUGCCCUAAUCGUCUAUGUAAUUGGAGAUUUGCCAAGAUAUAAAUUCAUGGGAAAAUAUGUUGCUCAAGCUUGGAGUAAAGUAAACAUACCUGAUUUGUAUCUACAUGAUGAAGGAUACUAUAUAGCAAAGUUUCACACAAUUGGGGAUCUAAAGGAUAUCCUGUAUGGAGGGCCCUAUACUAUUAGUGGUAGACCAAUUGUCUUGAAGCAAUGGACACCAGAUUUUGAUAUUAAGGCAGAAUUCUUGAUGGAGAUUCCUUUGUGGGUUACUAUACCUAAUUUGCCUAUGAGUUACUGGCGUAACAAGACACUAAGCAAGCUAGCAAGUGCCAUUGGGAAGCCAUUAUUUGCAGAUGAAUGUACCACCAAGCAGACUCGUGUGUCCUAUGCAAGAAUUUUGGUGGAAGCUAAUGUGACAAAACAGCUUCCCACUGAAUUGACUUUGCAAGAACCAUCGGGAAAAUGGUCCAGGUGCAAGUGGAAUAUGAGUGGAAGCCACAGUACUGUAUAA
This is a messenger RNA of Nicotiana attenuata, 816 nucleotides long. RefSeq lists its product as uncharacterized. The transcript is spliced from 2 exons. The coding region runs from base 1 to 816 and encodes 271 amino acids. The record is from RefSeq and is a predicted model, not a curated record. NCBI's taxonomy places the organism in Eukaryota, Viridiplantae, Streptophyta, Magnoliopsida, Solanales, Solanaceae.